Molecule: messenger RNA, 1962 nt
Organism: Thrips palmi
Lineage: Eukaryota; Metazoa; Arthropoda; Insecta; Thysanoptera; Thripidae
Product: G-protein coupled receptor 143-like
Exons: 6
Coding region: 234-1376 (380 amino acids)
Biological process (GO): regulation of calcium-mediated signaling; melanosome organization; G protein-coupled receptor signaling pathway
Cellular component (GO): melanosome membrane; plasma membrane
Molecular function (GO): L-tyrosine binding; L-DOPA receptor activity; L-DOPA binding
Source: RefSeq, a predicted model, not a curated record
CGGGUGGGACUGGGAACUUGAACUUGACGAUUAUGUAACAGAGAAUAGAGGAAAACUAAAGAAUUCUCGUGUGGAGUCAACGAGAAUGUGGCGCCUUCAGGAAAAAGACGCGUUCGGCGCCUAGAACGUGUUUUAACGGGUUGACAUGUUUUUAAAGCUUAUCUUUUGACCACCUGUUUGAAGUGAAGUGAAUCCCGUCUGCUUUGUUGACAUAAUAUUUAACCCCGCCGGCAAUGGCAGACCCAACUAUACAGACAUUCUGCUGUCACCAGCCUGACAAAGCAGACUCCUCUGUCGAUAUAAUGCAAGCUUUUAACUCUAACUCAUACAGCACUGUUUGUCUUAUUUCAUCGUCAAUCGGAAUUUUGGGUGCUGUGUAUCAGGUUCUUCCCCGUGAGGAACCUUAUUUAUCCCAUAGGUGGCUCACUCAGUCAGUCACUCGAGGACGUCAAAUGGUCGUUUGGCUGGCUGUUGCAGAUUUACUGGCUUCAUUAGGGGUUUUCAUCCGUUCAGCUCUAUGGCUCAACUACAAGUCUCUUAUGAACCCUGACAGUGAUUCCACAGUUUUAUUUUGUGCUAUAGUGUCAGCUUGGAUACAAUACUUCUACACUGCCACAUGGUUUUGGACACUCUGCUACGCUGUUGAUAUGAGAUUGGUACUGCGAGAGCGCCCUGGCCAUCCUGUGCUUUAUCACUUGUGUUGUUGGCUGAUCCCGGCAGUGUUAACGAGUGUUGGACUGUCCAUUCUUUACAUACCCAAUGCAAACUGUCAUAAUCUCAAAUCUUUGGGCAGUGCAGUAUUGCACAUUCUGCCCAAUUACCUUGCCACUUAUGUUCCAAUGGCAGUGGUGAUGGUGGCAAACCCAAUUCUUUACUGUGAUGUGGCUCGUGCAGUGCACACAGCGGUUGUGUGCAGCUUGGCCCAAUUCACCAGCAAGGAAAGAGGACUUGUGGACACUGUACGACUGAAACUAGCCUUGAUCAAUUUAGCCUUCUAUGCUUGCUGGCUUCCAAAUAUUAUCAAUGGAAUUUUGUUGUGGACUUUGUGGUAUGAUUUACCAACUAAUGUCAUUAUAUCCUUGUGGUACAUAAUGGCUGUGAUGAACCCACUACAGGCUCUCUUCAACAGCAUGGUUUAUCGGCGCUGGACAGGAGGUCCAGACAAGGUGUACAUUCCCUGCCGUAAAUUGUCAGGGCGUAGUGCUUUGAAUGACCCAUUAGAUGAAGAUCCUCUGCGGCCUCCAGUUUCAUCAGAGAGCACUCCAUUAUUAGAAAAUCCCUCUUCAAAAGCAACAUCUGGCAAUACCAACUUUACGAUGAGUCUCACACCAAGUACUCAACGACGUGCCGCAGCCAGCAUAAAUGGUGCAACAUAAGCCCUACUAUGGUCCUUGUUCGUCUUCCAUUCCUUGACCUUACCUGUAACUAUUGUCCUUUCCCCUAUAACUCUUAAGUUCUUCGUGUAUCUUUAUUUUAAACUUGACUUGAAAAGCAGCACAAAAUGUUCUGCAUAAUAUUGACCUGCAAUCAGUAUUGGCAAUGAAAAGAGAACUUCAAAGCUUAUGGUUAUCACUUGAAUAGGUAAACUUUUAGUCUUCUUGAUCUAAUGCACAUGUGACAUAAAGUAAGAUAUUAAUAUAAAUGCACUUAUCGUAGUCUUAUGAAGAAAGUGCUGCUCCAGUGACUGUGUUCAAUAUUGACUUGCGCCCUGCCAUUCUUAGCUAGUCUGAAUAUUAUUACUAGUUACAGUAUCAUUAUGAUAAUUAUUUUAAUUGUAUUAACAAUGCUUCCCAAGGGUAAAGCCAGUAUUCAAUAUUUUUAUGAGCCUUUAAAGAUGUAAUUCAUUGUACUAUUUUCCUCCUUGAACUGACCAAGGACCUUGAACGUGCCAUUUUUUUUGCAAUAAGUACAAGCAUUCCAAAUAAAUGUGAUACUUUUUUUGAAUAAAAAGAUACAUUUGAA